Messenger RNA from Podarcis lilfordi (Lilford's wall lizard), 6126 nucleotides. NCBI's taxonomy places the organism in Eukaryota, Metazoa, Chordata, Lepidosauria, Squamata, Lacertidae. The record is from the annotation of a GenBank genome assembly.
GUCCGGUCCACCCAAUGGAACCUCCCAUUACGAAGGACAGAAGAAUUUUCACCACAGGGAUGUGAAAGGCUAGAGCGACACCGCUUGGCACCACCAACGCCAUUGGGCGGGUUUUCAAAUUUCUGAGCGGCGAUGUCCAGAAUGCGUUCUACACUAUUUCUGUCUCUAUGGUUCCAUUGCGUUGUAGAGCUCCUAGAAGGCGGGUUGGGACAGCAUGGCCGAGAGAGACGGAGCAUCGGGAUUGGUCAUCUCGUCAGGAGGCGAGACCUAUCAGGGACAGGAGGAGGCGGGACUACGCGUGCGCGGCCGGUCGAGCUUGUGCAAGGUGUUUUUUAUCUGGUUGCACGCAAGAGACGAAGAGAACCCCCAUGAAGUAAGUGAGCGGGCAGGGGUAGGGAGGUUUUGGUUUGGUAUGGCGUGUGGAGGUUUGGGCGAGCGAGGGGGCUUCUCUUGAGUCAGCGCGCGGCCCUAUAGAUCGUCUUCCCGAGAGCCGAGAUCCAGCCUGAAACGUGUGACGCCCUGACACGGAAGAAGAGCACGUCUGAAUUUGCGCAAGAUCGCCACGCAUUCCUCUCGGGUCUUUAAAUCAUAGCUGUCAACGUUUCCCUUUUUUAAAGGGAAAUUCCCUUAUUCUGAAUAGGAUUCCUCGCAAGAGAAGGGAAAAGUUGACAGCUAUGCCUUAAAUAUGCCUCAGUAUAGCGUGGUGCUAGGACGAGAUCGGCGACAUGCAAGUCUCUUUAUUCUGCCAUGAGCCUCGCCGGGUGAUAUUUGGCUAAUUACCUCUCUCUUCCUCACGGGGACGGGGUUUUUUAAGCUGCGGAAGGACCAUGUACACUGGCGCGAAUUGCUGGGACACCCUUCAGGGUGGUGAGAAUGGAUGUGAAGUCUGUCCUGAACUCACACGGCUUUUGUUUCUCUCUUUUUCUCUAGUCCACUAACCAAAGUGAAGCUUAUCAACGAGCUGAAUGAGCGCGAGGCACAGCUUGGUGUACAAGAGAAGGUCUCCUGGCAUGCUGAGUACAGUGACAGUGCCUGGGUGUUUGUGGGUGGGUGUCAAGCGCAGAAGCAGCCUCUGAUGCACGAUCCCUGAAAGUAUAGCAGUUUGUGCGACUUUUGCUGGGAAUUGUACUUAUUUCCUCCUCCCCUUUUUUUGCUUCUAGGUGGUCUUCCCUAUGAGCUGACAGAAGGCGACAUUAUUUGUGUGUUUUCACAGUAAGUGAAAAACUGAGAUCUAUUUUGUAUUUUACAUAAAAAACAUAAACAAAUGAAUUAAAUACAUAAACAUAUAAUUUUUUUUGUAUUUAAUUUUUAUUAGUUAUCCAAAUUUUAACAAAUCAAUCCAAAUUGUUUAAACAUCUUUUUAAAUAAUUAGGUUUCCUGCUCCUGUGCAAACAUAUGUCCAAUUCCUCCAGUUGCUGCCUUCUUCAUUCUUCUUAUUUAAUCAUCUUCUCAUCCUUCGAUUCAUUUUAAUCCAUUUACAUAGCUAGCCGCUCUUGUUGCCUUACAGUCAGCUCCUCUGUUAUUUCCCAAACACAUAAAUGUCUGUGAGCAGCCUUUCAGGCACUCUUCUCAGGUCUGGUGUGAAGAGAGAUUAACUGUCAGCAUUUAUUGUCCAUUCAACAUUCCAUUUCUUUGAGAACUCCUUUGAAGGCAUCCCUUUUGACUUCCCUCCCCCACAUUGUGGAUCUUAAUGUAAUGAUUUCCCCCCUCUGUAUCUCUAUCUCAACUAUUUUUAUAAAUCCUUUAUCAAUCCAUAGUUCGAAUUUUUACUACAGAUUUUCUGUCAAUCCUACCAAAGUAUGUAAUGGAUCACAAUAGCUUUUCAAAUAAAUUAUAAACUCCCCAUUCUUUAUUAAAGACCUUCCUGGUUUCUAUUUUUUUCUGUAAGUUUUGCCAUCUCAGCAUAGUUCAUCAGUUUUGUCUACCACUCUUCUUUGGUCGGUGUUGUACCAUCUUUCCAUUUCUGGGCUAAGAGAGUGUGCACAGCCAUGGUCACAUACAUAGUUUUGUCUGGCCUAUUGGGAUCUCUGGUCCUAUAAUACCUAAAAGAAAAGCUUCUGGUUUCUUAGGAAAAGUUAUUUUCAACAUUUUUUUCAGUUCAUUAUAUAUCAUUUCCCAGAAGUCUUUAAAAACAUUUGUGGUGCAGUCUACUCAGAAGUAAGCCCCAUCAAAUUCAAUGUGACUUAUCCACACUUCCUUUUGUUCUGCUGCUUUCCCCUGGGAAAAGCCAUUCUUUAUAGUGCUUGAUCACAAUUCAGGUUUUCUUCAGAUUGAUGUUCUCUCCAAUUUAGAAUUAAAAGAGAGUGUUUACCCUGGGAAAGGAGCAGGGCAAGCAGAAAACCACUUGGACCCGUGCUUUCUAGAUAUGGGACAUGAAAUUAAUGGACAAGACUGAGUUAGGUCCAUUAAUUAAUAGCAUUACAACCCACCCCAGUUUCCGUGAGUGGUGUGAGACUCCCGGGUGUGCUUUCCAGGGUCUGUGAGCCUCUUGAAGACAAUGAGACACAGCAGAAUCUGUGGUGUCAUUAUGAUAUGUGUUUUAUUUACACAUAUAUAGAACUUGUGUCUGGAUGGAGGGACUGCAGAGUGUUCGCAUCACAAGAUGGUCCUAUUCCUCCCAUUGCUGCAGCCUCAGAUUCCAAGAGACCGCAAACAUCAUGUCUCACCCUCUCUGCAGCAUAAAACAAGACUGCCUGCCUUGUGCUUUGCCUCCCCACACCCCCACACUCCAGCCUGAAAAGGGACACCUUUGUCCUGUUUGCUUAUCUCACCCAUCACUGCAAUUCAGCCCCUCCCUUCUGAAAUUCUGGCUUCCUGUCUCUGCUAACUAUCUCUCACUUCAGGGAGAGGCUUUCCCCCAUUGUAAGUGAGGGAAUAGCCUGGCUGGCGAUUUAUACAUUGCAAACAGAAUGCCAUACUAGAUGGAUCUUGAUGUGACCCAGUGUGGCAAUUACAUUCAUGGGUACAAUUUUUGAAGCAGGGUUAUACUCUUCUCACCUCUCUGUCUUGAGAAAUUAAACCCUACACCUGUGUUUUCUUAAUAUUUCUUGGCUUGACUUGUAUCCUUCCAUGUUUUCAGUGUGAAGCCUAAGUUCUGUUGAUCUCUGUUUUUCUUUUCAGGUAUGGGGAAAUUGUGAACAUAAAUCUAGUACGUGAUAAAAAGACAGGGAAAUCCAAAGGUUUCUGUUUCAUUUGCUAUGAAGAUCAGCGAAGCACUAUUCUUGCGGUUGAUAAUUUUAAUGGAAUAAAGGUUGGUUUGGCAAUUGGAGACAUAAAGUGUCUAGAAUUCCUCUCUGUUGUACUUAGCUACUAGAGUCAGGCUGUGAUAAGUUCUCACUCUGGAAGGUGCAUUGAGUCACCAGACUCUUCUUGGAAAGGUUUGCAGAAAUUGAGCAUUUUCAAUAGCCCUUAAAAGGACUAGUCAUAGUAUUUUGUCAGGCAUCUUAACAUUCUAUGAGUUUAGUUCUCAUUUUGCUCCAGGCUUAUGUUUUGUGGUGCCACUUCUGCCUAAAUCUAAAGAAGAGGAGGAUAACAAGGUUGCCAGUUUAGAUGUGUUUGUUCCAUAAUUGUAAUGAUUCUCUGUUCACAGAUUAAAGGAAGGACAAUUCGUGUGGACCAUGUGGCUAACUAUCGCCCACCGAAAGACUCUGAGGAUAUUGAUGAUGUAACAAAAGCUCUCCGAGAAAAAGGAUGUGGUGCUAAAACACCUCCAAGUUCACCAGAGUCUUCAAAAGAUAGUGAGGUGGUAGUAAAGAAACACAAAAAAGGUAACAUCUAUGUGUGUGUCUGAAAAUUGUAAGUCUGUUUGAAACUUCCAAGUCUAAAAAUAUGAGCCAGCUUUUGAUUCCUAGAAAUGACUAGUGUGCAAGGCAGUGACAAAGCAUGCUGGAAAGUCUAAAGUUACGUCAUGUUCCCUGCCUUUCUUGAGUUAUAGUAUGCCUUUUACCUGACUAGUUGUCAAAUACCUGCUAGGAUUGUCUAGCCUUUGUUUAACGGGUGGUUUGAGGAGGUGAGGGUGAAGGAACUGAAACAGAUGGCUAGUCUUUAUGUGUAUUUCUCUUAAACUGUUGCCCGUGAUCCUUACAAUGUAUAAUGCAAGGUCAGCAGUAGGGCAGAACUGAUACCAAGAAUAAAAAGAGCGAACUGAAUUUGGGAAAGAUGGAUUUAAAAAUGUUUUGUGUCUGAGUGUCUUGGGAAUGUUAGGGCAUAUGACACACUAGGAAGAAGAGGUUCCUGGAGAGAUUAAAUAUUUGGGAAUGGUUAGAUGAAAGAGCAGAAAUAAUGAGGACCUUUAGUAGGGAUGUCGCAAACCUUUUUGACCUCUGUGUCUUGCUGUUCAUCUAAAGAGAAAAGCAAGAAGAAGAAAGAGAAGAGAGAGCACCGAAAAUGCGCGAAAGAGGAACAGCUUGCAGACUCGCCUCCUUCUAAAACCAGGAUCAAAGUGGAGAAGGAAGACCCAGGGUAUGAAUGGCAUGUCAAUGCAAGUCAGCAGACCUGGAGUAGCACAUCUGGGCACAAACAUGCAAGCAGGGCACAUCAUGAACAGGAGUCUAAGUAUGAGCAUGUGAGAGUGAGGUCUCGAGACAGAGCCACAGACAGGGACAGGCAAGAACAGAGAACAAUCCACAGUGAGAAGCACAAGAAGGUAGAUACUUCCAAAGAAAGGCCCCGAGCAACAGAAAGCAGAAGAUCCCGGGAGUGAUGGGAGAGAAGAAAAGCCCUGCAAGGAGGAGUCUUCAAGCCACCACAGACCCACCUGACCCUGUGACAUGCAGGGAGCCCUGAAUCCUUGGUGGAGUGAAUGUUGUGUGUUGUUGGCCUCCGUUUGUUUUUAAGUAACUUUUUAUUGUUUUAGAAAUAGAAAUAAUGAAUUUUGCAAAUAAAUAAACCAUGUCUUCACAUGUCAUUUGUAUAUAUCACAAUCUUGUACCUAUUAUUUCUCCACUAAUCCCAAUAUCACAUCACCCAGAUUUUUAUCAGCAAGGGAGAGUUAAACAAUUUGAACACUGGGAAUUCACAUUGCAAGAUUUCUAUACCAAUAAUCAACCUAUAUUUGGUAACCAAAUAAAAUUAACUUCGUCAAAUCUUAAACACAAACUGGAUUUGUUUUAAUUGUAUUCGUAGUUUUAUUAUAAAAGAACAUGUAAAAACACAAACUCUGAGAGCCUUAACACAAUUUGAAAAUUUAUUAAGCAUAAAGGAUUAGUGUCUAAAUUGUGCUCUAUAUAACUUAGUGCAGGAUUGCCCAACAGCUUGAUCGGGAUCGACUUGUAGAUCACCUGACUGAUUUCUGUCGAUCGCAGCCCAGCUUCUCUCCGAGGCAGCCUGAGAGAGCACAGCAUGCUCCUCGCAAAAGACGCACCUGCACAACAAAGGCAGAAGGAGAAGGAGAAGCAAGGAGGCAGGAGGAGGCAUACGCAGAUGGAGAGGCAUGCCGAGAGAGAGAGAGAGAGAGAGAGAGAGAGAGAGAGAGAGAGAGAAGCUGGGUGCAGAAAGGAUUCCUUUAGGUUCACACUUUGAUAGGAAUUUUAUGGUCUUAGAUAUAUGGUAAUGUUCAUAAGUGUACCAACCAAGCAUGUACAUAGAUCAGCACAGGAAGACCAACCUGGAACCAUUUUGAUUCCUAAACUGAUCAAAUGUUUUCUCUGCAAGGUCAAAGUGGAAAAGCCUCCCCAUUGUCUUUUCCUUCACAAAUCCUGUCUUAAGGGUAUGUCUGUGUCUGAAUACGGUGUGAGCCUGUGACCUGGCCCAGGAACUAAGUAUUUAUUGCUACAAAAGAAUGGCCAGGCUCCCCAGGCAAUCCAAUCAAGUAACCUGCCAGACAGGAGAUAAACAACAACAGGAUAAAACAAUAUUCAAAUUUAUGUUUUAUGCUGCCUUUUCUGUGAUGUAGGUGUGAUGUAUCUGAGGGGUGGUCUUAGGUUACACCCCUUCUGUGAUGUAUGUAUGAUGUUUCUGGGGGUGGUCUUGAUCUACAAGGUGGCAAUUUCAAAAGUCUUUAUAAGGCCUUGCACAGCAUUUUUCUGGGUCCCUCUCUCCUGUGGGUGAGGGGAGCACCCUGUUGCAACAGAUCAAUAAAGAUCAAGCUUACUAGCUGCUUUGCUUCUCAAUAUUCUCUGGUUGGCC